Alosa alosa (allis shad) is the source of this 3058-nucleotide messenger RNA. RefSeq names its product flap endonuclease GEN homolog 1 (gene gen1). The record is from RefSeq and is a predicted model, not a curated record. Gene Ontology annotation, molecular function: four-way junction DNA binding; 5'-flap endonuclease activity. Lineage: Eukaryota; Metazoa; Chordata; Actinopteri; Clupeiformes; Clupeidae. The transcript has 14 exons. Bases 119 to 2956 code for a protein of 945 amino acids.
CAACAGAUACCAACCUGACACUAGUCUUUAGAUGCAAAACGGACCAGUUCACUGGAAAAGAAAACUAAUGUUAGCUGAGGUUUGUUGUCCUUGACGCUUGUGCCACUAAAGAAAAGAAAUGGGUGUUACGGAGUUAUGGUCCAUCCUGGAACCAGCACGAGAGUCUGUACCAUUGUACAGCCUCACUGGAAAGACCCUAGCAGUGGACCUCAGUUUGUGGGUCUGCGAGGCACAACAAGUCCAAGCGAUGAUGGGCAAAGUCCACAAACCACACCUUCGGAAUUUGUUUUUCCGAGUCUCGUCUCUCACCCUGAUGGGUGUGAAGCUCGUUUUUGUAAUGGAAGGAGAAGCUCCCAAACUCAAGGCAGAUACCAUGAGCAAAAGAACAGAGAUGCGGUUCGGAGGAUUUCAAAAGAAAGCUCCCAAACCAGCAGCAGCUAAGAGCACCAGCAGGGGGCGCUUUAAUGCCGUUCUCAGAGAGUGCGGUGAGAUGCUGGAUUGUCUGGGUGUGCCGUGGGUGACCGCUGCCGGGGAGGCAGAGGCCAUGUGUGCCUUCCUGGAUCUGCAUGGCUUUGUGGAUGGCUGCAUCACCAAUGAUGGAGACGCCUUCCUGUACGGCGCUCAGACCGUUUAUAAGAACUUCAAUAUGAACACUAAGGAUCCCCAGGUGGACUGUUAUAAAAUGUCAAAAGUGCAAGAGGAGCUCCAUCUCUCUCGGGAGACCCUUGUAGGCUUUGCGAUGCUGCUUGGUUGUGACUACAUCCCUAAGGGUGUUCCUGGAGUUGGAAAGGAACUGGCCCUGAAGUUGAUACAGAGCCUGAACGGAAAAAGUCUUCUGCAGAAGUUCAGGGAGUGGGCAGCUGCUGGUGUGCAGGCCCAGGAGAUGGCCGUUAAGAAAGUCCCCCACUGCAACGUUUGUCACCAUCCAGGUUCAGCCAAGGCUCAUGAGCGUAGUGGCUGUACCCUGUGUGACAGCAACCACUUCUGCGAGCCACAGGACUACGCUGUGCUGUGCCCGUGUGACUGGCAUCGCUCUGAACGGCUACGCCAGGCCAACGCUACCGAGACCACUGUCAGGAAGAAAACUUUGGCAUGUGAAAGGUUCCCUUUUACUGAGAUUAUUGAGGAAUUUCUGGUGAACAAGGAUAAACCAAUUCAGCCUCUCAGAAAAAGAAAACCUAACCUUUUGUCCAUGCAGAAUUUUGCCCUUGACAAAAUGGAAUGGCCAAAGCACUACACCAGUGAGAAGGUGUUGACGUUGAUGACGUACACAGAGCUGGUGAACAAGAGGCAUGGCAGAGACACCCUGAGUCAGAUACAGCCCGUUGGGAUAUACAAGCCAAGAGUAAGAAAUGGAAUCUCCUGCUUUGAAGUCAUAUGGAAGAAGCCAGAGCACUAUGCAUUCCCUGAUGGCCAAGAAACUGAGGACCAGGAUGUGGUGAGAACUGUGGAAGAGGAGGCGCUGUUCAGUCUGGCAUAUCCAGACAUUGUGGACCUCUAUAUUAAGCAGAAGGAGGAAGCAGUGGAAAAUAAAAACAAAAAGAAGAAGCCGAGGAGUAAGAAAGAGAAAUCUCCAGAUGUCUGCGAUGACGACGUGUCUGAUCUUCUGGCUCGGAUGUCACUGAAGAACACCCCAACGGAGAGCACUACGAGCCACACCACAGCUGCGCCCGCCAGACCGGCUGAGGAACGCCCAGAGGACCCCUCCUGCACUGAGGGAAAUCAAGAUGGCACCAAGAAAGAGGACACCGGUAAUCAACUGGACGUGAAGCCUAACGCCGAGAAGCCACUGUCGUCCCCUCUUCCUGGACCAGCAUCCCCGGCUGUGACGUCCUUAUCUACACCCACCCUGCUGGACAAGCUGCAUCUGAGUGAUAUUGACUGGGAGGCCUGGUCAUUCACGACGUCCCCGUCCCAGGCAGGGUCGAGCAGCAAGAUCGAUCAGGAAUCGGCAGAGCGUGUGGACACAGAGGCUUUGGGGUCAGGUAUGGUAGGAUUGGUCUCGGACUCGGGGUCACAGGAUGGUCCUGCGUCAAACAGAACUGAACUCUUGCCUGAAAAUGAACCCUGUUCACUACGGGAAAGACUCCUUAUGAGGAACGCUCUAAAAUCUCUAAGUUCUUGCAGCGUGCGGAAUGAAUGUGUUAACCUGACAACAGAUGAAUCAUCAGAGGCCCACCCCAUUCCCCUAGAGAGAGCUGAUUCCAUAGCGGUCACUGGACAUUCAAAAGCUGACACUGGUCAUUCAGGAACUGAGAAAAGUCGAUCAGUUUUAACACAGUCUCAGGCUCAGAGUAAAAAGCCAGCACAGCUUUAUUUAUCUCACAAAGCUGCCAGUGGUUGCAACUCUGAAAUCUCAACACUAAAAGCUGUCACAACUUCCACUACGACACACAAAGCGAAACAACCGAAUGUGGGAAGCACAAACGCAUCCGCCAAGUACAAAUUUGUGAGGACAAAUAAAGAGUAUGCCCCUGCUCUGUUGCAGCAGACCAACAGCGAUGAUCUGACCAGCAGAAAGCAACCGAAAGGGCCUGACCCCAAGCCUCGAAAGGUCUCGAAGCCGAGCGUCUGCGUCGGUCCGGUGUACUCGAGCGACGACAGCGAUGUGGAGAACCAGAGAGGGCAGCGGUGGAACAAGGCCAACAAAGCCAAAUCAAAGCCCACUCACCCCACGGUUCACAACCAUAUCCCUGCUGCUGCCAAGACAGCUUCUGCUCCCCAGCAAAAGCCUUUGAGCGUGACUGAUCCCAGGUCAGAGGAGAUCCCAGGCGUAUCACUCUCUGAGCGUGUGCAGCAGAGGAGCCGGAGAGCUGAGGUGGAGGUGAUCGACUUGUGCCUCUCAGCUCCGGCCUCUCCGCUUUGUGCUGCUCCGAGUGCAAACGACGACUCCGUCAUCUCCAUCGAAAGCCCCCUGCCCCUUGCCCAAAGACUCAAACUGAAGUUUGUGAAGUAAGCACCAAAAUACUGCAUUGGAAAUACUGUGCGUAGUCUUUUUAGGUGUAGCACUGUGAAGUGAUUUUUUUUUUUUAAUCAUGUAAAAUUAAAGCUUUGUUUC